CCAUUCAAAAGUCGAUUGUCCGGCAUGAGUUCUGGAGAAUGUGUUUAAGUUAGUUGGUGUUGGACCUUCUGAUUGUGUGUAAGGGAAAAAUGGAUGGCACACUCUUGGGGUUUGUCAUACUGCAGGUUUUCACUUGUGCUAGUUGUUUACCAAACGGGGCGCCGGUUUCUACAUGUGUGGAUAUGAUGCCGAGGCACACAGGUGUACAACCACAGCCAACACCUGCUCCAUAUACAAUCCACACCGGCAGCACCAGUCUCCAGACUGGCAAACCAAUCACAGUUGUCAUUAAAGGGCCGGAUUAUCAUGGUGUGCUGCUGGAGGCUCGAUCCGGCUCUGACACUACAGCAAUAGGAACCUGGCAGACGCCUCCAGCCAACACAAAGCUCCUGCAGUGUGCAGAAAACCUGCAGGGUGCCAUUACUCACGCCAACACUAACACUAAAGACAACUCCACCGUCUACACCUGGACUCCACCUGCCACAGCCAACAGUGUUUACUUUGUCGCGACUGUAGCGCAGCAGCGUACUGUAUACUGGCUAAACGUGAAGUCAGCGAAUCUGAUCAAAAGCGACGGAGGAGGAACGUCGCUUGACGUCCAUGAUAGUGCAGAAUCGCUGAACGUCAUCCCUGCCGUGCUUCUCAUCGUCCUGCUUCAAUGUGUAGUCGAAUAACAAUCCUGAUACUGAUCUUCUAGUUGAAGAAGAUCCACGCCGAGUAAAGCAUACUAGCGCAACUAUCAAACAUGAAAUAUUAACACAAUCUUUUAUUUACCUGAUACUUUGUACACGUUGCCCGCAGGUUUCAAUGCUUUUCUUCAUGCCAAAGAAAUAUUUUUGUGUAUGUCUGUCUAUAUCAUAUAUCUGACGUGUUAACCCAGAACCAAACAUCAUUUAUUGAAAGUGACGUUUUGGAGCAUUUAUGGUCAAAGCUUGGUCUAUUAUUUGAAUAUUAUUCAUUUUUCCCCCAGUAUUUUAGAACAGAAAUGCCCACAAACUCUGAAUGAACUCAAAUAGAAAAGCAGCCAUUACAGUUCUGCAUCUAUAAAGCAAUAUCUUAACCGAAGUGCAUUCUGGGAAGCAUUUUAAACUGUUAAAUUCGUUCCCAUGUAUUACAUUUGUUUCAGCCUAUGUUGUGCACUUGGUUACUGUACUGUCUCAUUUAACUCAAGUGUUCAAAAAAGAUUUAACAAAUAU
Messenger RNA from Triplophysa rosa, 1196 nucleotides. RefSeq lists its product as uncharacterized. Lineage: Eukaryota; Metazoa; Chordata; Actinopteri; Cypriniformes; Nemacheilidae. Gene Ontology annotation, molecular function: oxidoreductase activity, acting on metal ions. The coding region runs from base 90 to 674 and encodes 194 amino acids. The transcript has 5 exons. The record is from RefSeq and is a predicted model, not a curated record.